This is a messenger RNA of Postia placenta MAD-698-R-SB12, 3546 nucleotides long. RefSeq lists its product as hypothetical. The transcript is spliced from 13 exons. Bases 1 to 3546 code for a protein of 1181 amino acids. Gene Ontology annotation, biological process: regulation of DNA-templated transcription. Gene Ontology annotation, molecular function: rDNA binding; transcription factor binding. NCBI's taxonomy places the organism in Eukaryota, Fungi, Basidiomycota, Agaricomycetes, Polyporales, Adustoporiaceae. The record is from RefSeq and is a predicted model, not a curated record. Gene Ontology annotation, cellular component: nucleolus.
AUGUCUACCACAUUACCACUCUUCUGGGACCUCUCAUCCACAAAAAAAACAGCUCGCAUUGAAGCCUCCAUCAAGCUAACUGGCGCACUUGAGCAUUUUCAAGCACAAUUCACACCAAAACCCGAGGGAGCGCAAGCAGAGACUGCAGCCCGAAGCGGCGAUGGUCUUGAUGUCCUGAAUGCGCAGGACGUGUCGUACUCGAUACGGCGACUUGUGCGAGGUCUUUCAAGUCCGAGGGAAAGCAGUAGGCUGGGGUUCGCAGUAGCUCUUACAGAGCUGCUGUCCCGAAUCAACACUGUGACAUGCGCCCAAAUAGUCGCGCUUAUUGUUGACUCGUCCAAGACACAAGGCUCAAUGACUGGGCAGGAAGAACGCGAUGCUCACUUCGCUUGUCUGUUCGGCCUCACCUCCGUAAUUCAGUCUGGUCUCCUGCUACGAAACACCCCGCUGCCGACGUCUGCAUCCUCUUCUACACUUGCAUCUAGUCUCUCUAGCUUCAAGGACGUUCUCACGCACUUGUUUGCUCUCGGCGAGAAGAAGUCAUGGCUUCGCGAAAGCGCCUGGUGGGCAAUUGGCCUUGCCGUAGACUCCCUCGGCAGCUCUGACGUAGCUUGGAAGGAAGAGGCCGUCGAUGCCGUCUUCCUGGCGCUCUUUUCUGAGAGGAAGUACUGGACGCCUGAGAAAGUUGCCCUGGCGUUGAAGCUGCAGAAGCGCUUCCCUACGCGAGACUGGAAAAAAUUGCUAACACCGACGUUCAAGCACACCGACCUACUCAGUACCGGAAAUCUCACGACGAUCGCUCGCAUACUAAAGGAAGCAGCCUCGGACGAGGAGUCGAAACCUGAUUUAUCGCAGACCGGAAUGUGGAAACCCCAAGUACACUUUGUAUGGGAUGUUCUACUAGACGAAGUACUUUCCGAGUCGAAUACUGGACCCGAUGCAAAGUGCUCAUUCCCCGAGUUCUUUAGGAUUACGGUGGACGAGUCCCUCUUCGCCUCCACGGCCUCACCCGAACGCAAGUAUUGGGGUUUCCAGAUCUUCCGGAAGGCGCUGCCGCGCGUAGCUUCCUCUGAUCUGCCUCUGCUGUUUACCAAGAACUUCAUGCGAUCCUGGAUCAAUCAUUUAUCGAACAGUGAUAGAUAUCUGCACAAGAUCGCAAGACAGGUGGCGACGGACAUACAAUCGGUCGUCAAGAACAACUCAACACUCGGCUUUACGCUUAUUUUGCAGCUCACCGGAGGUCAUGGCAGUCGGCAGUUCGACAGGCUGACCAAAACUAAAACUGUGGAGACAAUUCUGACUUCUAUGGACACCGGUGGUAUCGAAAACUACAUCAACUAUCUACUCGAGCAGAUCAACGAUGAAAGCGCCUUAGCGGACAUUCAAGCUCUCAAUGGGCGGCGCGCGUGGAUUCUCGAUCAGUUGUCCGCACUUAUACGAAAUGGCGCCAUCCCGAAGAGUGAUGGGUGGGUGCAGUUGGUCCUCGACUGGCUCGUCGUUCAUGGGUUGUUUGUCGCCAAGAAGAAGUCAGAUAAAAGUCCCAUCAAAGCGCUGCACCGCAUUCCUUCGCCGCCGUUCUCAGAUGACUUGAGGAAGGCGUGCCGCGAGCGUCUGCUGAGUUGUCUGGCUGAGUUGACAGGGCAGCUGACCGUCGUCAAAGAAGAUGACAACAAGACUUUGAAGAUGCCUGCAGUCGCAUCCGAUGGGGAGUUCUGGAUUGAGAGGGUGCUAUCGACAAUCGAUCAACUCGAGAAGGACACGAAACACGUAAGCCCCCUCGACGAUGUCGACGAAGAGGAGCUGGAGCUGCGACAGAAGUCACGGCAGAUAGCAGAGCGCCUGCGCUCAAUCACAGAUAGCCGGGCCGAAAGCGCGAAGGGUGCCAGGUUGCUGCUCUCGGCUACCUUGUUGCAUCAUUAUUGCUCUGACGAAGAUGUCGACUCGGCAGUACUCGAGGUAUCUACGCGCAUGUUUCCUGCUGUGGAAAAGAAGAACAAAAAGUCUAAGAAGUCGACAAGUAACGCAGCGGACAAUGCUGAAAGUCAGGCGGCGGAGCCGGUCGAUGUGCUUGUCGACAACGUGAUAGGCUUCUUGGAACAGGCGACUUCUUACAUGCGUGCGGUAGCCAAUCAGGUGUUCUCGUUGCUAUCGGGCGCCGUGCAGGAGAGCACGAUUGAUCUCAUACUGACGCAAUUGGAACGGCGCGAUCCGACUGAGGGGAUUGCUGACGAGGAGGACGAGGAAAUGGAAGAUGAUGAGAAAAGUGCCUCCGAGUCAGACGAUGACGAUUCGGGGGACGCGUCGGAGGAGAAUGAGGACGAGGAUGAUGAAGAAGUCGAUGAGGAGGAAGACGCGGAGCUCCGCAGAAAGAUCGAAGAGGCCUUGCGCGUCAAUGGCGUGGAGGCCACUGAUGGCAACAGUGAAGACGAGUCUGAUGAGGACCUGAUGGACGAUGACCAGAUGCUCGCUAUUGAUGAGCAGUUGGCCGCAGUAUUCAGGGCGCGUGCGAAUGAGCGUAAAACCGGCAAAGACGUGGACGCGCAACGGGAAGCGACUCACUUCAAGAACCGGGUCCUAGAUUUGGUGGAUACCUUUCUCAAGAAGCAGCCGACAAGUCCUUUAGUCGCCAAGACCAUAUUGCCUCUCGUGGAUCUUGUAGUAUCGACCGGUUCAGACGAGAAGCAACUAGCAGACAAGGCGUCUGGAAUUCUGCGAUCCCGUAUAGGAAAAUCCAAAGAGGCCCCUGUUAAUCUGGACAAGGAGCGGGCGAAGGAGGUUCUUGAGGAAUUGCACUCUCGAGCGCGAAAAACGCCAUCUUCUGACGUUCUUGCCACUUUUGCUCAAUGUAGUGUGUACUUGAGCAGGGCGCUACACCACGAGGGAGAGGAGGAGGCUGUCCUUGCAGCGUAUCGCGCUUCCCUCGCCGACUUUGUUACGCGUAAAGCUUCCAAGCUCAACACCGGUUUCUUCCUCGAAUUCGUACGCCGCCAUGCCGACAUUGCAUGGGGUCUACGAGACGAUCUAACAAGCAUCGCCGGGAAAGCUGUCAACCCUUACAGACAAUGCCAGGCCUUCCAAAUUUUGCAUACGCUAUUCAUGUCAUUAUUGGUUCCUGCCAGUCGCAAAGCGGAGUUCGUCGAAUUCAUUCCGACCUUGCGACGUACGCUACAAGACGUCAUCUCAGGCGCAUGCGAUGCAUCAUCUGCAUAUCAGACUCCACAAGUCAAGGAUCUGUUCAAGCUAGCACUCGCAGCCAUCCGCCUUUCGAAGCGUGUUGCCCCCGAGGAGUUAUCAAAGAUGUGGGAAUCCAGUACUUGGUCAGCACUCGCAGCGAAACUUGCGAACAGCGAUCGCUUCCGAUCGGCCCAAGGGCUGCAAUCCACAUGCAAACAGAUUACCAACUUGACGGCAAAUGACAUCAAGGCGGUGGACAACACGCCAGCUAAGCGCAAGGCAAAUGUGCUUGGUGAGGAGGAAGACCAAGUUGCAACGCUCAAAACAGCCAAGCGAAAAAAGGUCAAGAAGAGCAAAAUCCAAGCGUCAUGA